CCCUGCACUACAGCAACCUUCAUAUCCAGUGCCUGUACAUGUGUGUGCGUGCGGCUCUCUCAACCAUUCCUCCCUGACAUUCCACAGCAGAUGUGGGAUUGACUGCUGGAUACAGAAACAAAGAAAGUCGCAGGAAUAUUCUUUGGAUCUGCGCAGUUUUUAAAACUACUUUGGACCAAACAUUCAGCGCUUUUCUUCUUUCAAGCAUUUGGCUGAAUCUUCUGUUGGGAAACACGGACUCUGCUACUGAAACAUCCAGUUUCUUUUGGGAUUCUGGACUUUGGGGAUUGAACAACCCCAGGCAGGGUACAAUAGAACAUCCUAAACAAAAGGGCUGUAGAAGCCCUGUGACCUCUACAAUGGCAGACGUCCUUCAGCUUAAUAACAACAGUCUACAAGUGCCAGGUGAAGAUAGAUCAGCCUCUACAUCUCCAUCUGGUUCUCCAUCCCCUUCCAGAAAUGAAUGCAAUAUCACUCCACUUACUCCAUCCCCCUCUCCACGGACAGAGAUUAGACCGCGUGUGGCUCGUCCAUUUUCUGUGGUUGUUGCUAUAGAUUUUGGCACCACCUCCAGUGGCUAUGCAUUCAGUUUCACAGAAGAUCCUGAGACCAUUCACAUGAUGAGACGGUGGGAGGGUGGUGACCCUGGUGUCGCCAAUCAGAAGAGUCCAACUUGUCUACUACUGACCCCUGACCUCCGGUUCCACAGUUUUGGCUUUGCAGCUCGAGACAGCUAUCAUGACAUUGACCCCGAGGAAGCCAGGCAUUGGCUCUACUUCGACAAAUUCAAAAUGAAAAUCCACAGCACUAGUGAUCUCACUAUGGAGACCGAGCUGGAGUCUGUUAGUGGAAGACGAGUCCGGGCUAUUGAGGUGUUUGCUCACGCCUUGAGGUUCUUCAGAGAACAUGCUUUAAAGGAGGUGAAGGACCAGUCUUACUCUGUGUUGGAAGGUAAUGAAGUACGAUGGGUCAUCACUGUUCCUGCGGUGUGGCGGCAACCCGCCAAGCAGUUCAUGCGAGAAGCUGCAUAUUUGGCAGGUUUAGUGACUCCGGAUUCUCCUGAGCAGCUCCUCAUAGCUCUCGAACCAGAGGCUGCAUCCAUCUACUGCAGGAAGCUCCGUCUACACCAGGUCAUUGACCUCAGUCAAGGACUAGUAACCAAUGGUUUAGAUUUGGAUGGGUCCCGCUCUUUUGAUUCCAGUUUUAGGCAAGCACGCGUGCAGCUCCGCAGAGCCAGGCAUAGCCGAACUUUUCUGGUGGAGAGUGGUACUGGAGAAUUAUGGUCUGAGAUGCAGACAGGUGACCGGUACAUUGUGGCAGACUGUGGUGGUGGGACAGUGGAUCUGACGGUGCAUCAGAUUGAGCAGCCACAGGGCACUCUGAAGGAGCUUUACAAAGCCUCAGGGGGUCCUUAUGGAGCAGUUGGAGUGGAUCUUGCCUUCGAGGCCAUGUUGUGCCAGAUCUUUGGGGCUGACUUCAUUGAGAGUUUUAAAGCCAAGCGUCCAGCAGCUUGGGUGGACCUUACCAUUGCAUUUGAAGCCCGCAAGCGCACAGCAGCUCCUGGCCGGGCCAACUCAUUAAACAUCUCACUGCCCUUUUCCUUCAUUGACUUCUACAAGCAACACCGAGGGCAGAGUGUGGAGACUGCCCUGCGCAAGAGCAAUAUGAAUUUUAUAAAGUGGUCAUCUCAAGGGAUGCUGAGGCUGUCUGCGGAUGCCAUGAAUGAGCUUUUCCAGCCGACCAUCAACAACAUCAUAAAACAUAUUGAGAACCUGAUGCAGAAGGAGGAAGUAAAAGGUGUGCGUUUUCUCUUCUUGGUUGGAGGAUUUGCAGAGUCGCCAAUGCUUCAACGUGCGGCACAAAAUGCACUAGGGCGAAACUGCCGUAUCAUAAUUCCACAUGACGUAGGUCUAACCAUCCUCAAGGGUGCAGUCCUGUUCGGUCUAGACCCCACUGUUGUCCAUGUACGCCGUUGCCCAUUAACUUACGGUGUUGGGGUUUUGAACCGCUUUGUGGCAGGCCGACACCCUCGUGAUAAGCUUCUCAUAAAAGAUGGCCGAGAAUGGUGCACUGACAUCCUGGACCGCUUUGUAAGCAUUGAUCAAUCAGUGGCCUUGGGAGAGGUGGUGAGGCGGAGCUACACUCCAGCAAGAAUGGGACAAAGAAAGAUCAUCAUCAACAUCUACUGCAGUGACAUUGAUGACGUAACCUACAUUACCGACCCUGGGGUAAGGAAGUGUGGUGCCAUCACGCUAGACCUGCUUGAGUCAGGGGCAGUGGCAGCUAGCGCAAGUGAUAACAAUAAAGGAUCAGCAUUUGAACGCAGGGAGAUUCGCACGACGAUGCAGUUUGGAGACACUGAGAUCAAAGUCACAGCUGUUGAUGUGGUAACCGGCCGACUGGUGCGGGCAUCAAUUGACUUCCUGUCCAAUUGAUCCUAUUGUACUGUUUCUGGAGAGAACUGGAAUGCGAAUGUGAAGGACGUUUAACGACAGCUAAUCUCAUCAAUUAAUGGUUUAAAUAAUAGCCUUAAAGUUGAAGAUCUGGAUAUCCAAGGAUUGCAGAUAUAAAACCUGGAAGACUGAAUGAUAAACUGGAACAUUACUUGGAUUCCCUGUAAUUGUGCAAAGCACUAGCUAUGAAGACUGUCUCUGAAUUAAGUGUACUGUAAGCUUUGGAUAAGAAAGACUCUAAAUUAUAAGCAAUGACAGUUUUGGUUACACCAUGAGGCACAGACAAAAAAAAAUUACUAGAACUUUGGACAGGAAGCACAUUUACUAGAAUUAUCAAAUAAGCUUAAUUUUUUUAUUUUUAUACAUUUCCUAUUGGUUUCUUAACACAGAGGAACUAGUUUUAGUUCAGUUAUUCCUUGUGGUGAUCAUCACACAUGCAGUAAGUAUACUAUAUAUUCCUUCUAAGUUUGCAGACACUUAGGCCUGGUUUCACAGACAGGGUUUAGACUAAGCCAGGAUUAGGCCAUAGUUUAAUUAGGACAUUUAAGUAGUUUUUAUAAACGUGCCUCAGAAAAAAAAAAAAAACAUUACUGGUGUGCAUCUAAAGAUAAAACAAAGGCACUGAUAUAUUUUAAGAUCAGUCAGGGCAAGUUUCUUUCAGUUGAAACAGCUCAGACUUACAUUUUAGUCCAGGACUAGGCUUAAGCCUUGUUUGUAAAACGGGGGUUAGUAUUUUAACUAUCAGAUAAAGCCACUUACGUUUUUAUAAACAUUCUCUAUAACUAUACACUAAUCAUUUAAAAACUUGUAUCAGGACACUCUUUUUUUAAGUUUUUAAAUUAUAGUUGCGCCACCUGGAGGUAAGAAGAGGAAGUGAUCAGCUAGAAUGAUAAGUUAACAGAGAAAUUAAGUUCAAAAUUUCUGAUUUCCUACAGAGGUACAAAACAGUUGAUUACAUUAUAGAAUGCAAUUUGUAAACAUUUUUUCUACCUGAUUGUAAUUGUUUAUUUGCUCUACGAAGAACCUGUCUGAGACAUUUAGGUUUGUUUUUUUCAGGCACCAUUAGAAUAGCUAAAGCUUAUGAAACACUACCUCUCAAGACUUUAAAUUAUUCCAGGUCUAAACUAAAAGUGAUAACAUUUAUCAUUGAAAUUUGAACUUUUAGUCUUUUCAUUUGCCUCGUAUGAACAAUGUUGAUGGCUUUUUACCCAUCCAGGAGGUAAGAAAACACAAACCUGUUUCAAAUGUUGGUAAUAUUACUAUCAAGUAUGCUGGACAUCAGUCUGACAUAUGGGAAUUAAGCUAGGGCUUAAAUCACAUCAUACUGUUAGCAUAUAGUCCUACAAUUUUGACUUUAGUUUAAUUCAUACUAUGAAGCUGUUUGUAUACUUAUCACAAUGCCUGAAAAUAAAAGUAAUUUUCCUUUAAAUGUGAUAAUGUUUAAGAUAUAAAUUCUAAUGUCUGAAGUCUCUUACCACUUAUGACUAAAAGGUCAUAAAUCACAAAUAAAGAAA
This is a messenger RNA of Onychostoma macrolepis, 3967 nucleotides long. RefSeq names its product heat shock protein 12B (gene hspa12b). The record is from RefSeq and is a predicted model, not a curated record. The coding region runs from base 360 to 2435 and encodes 691 amino acids. NCBI's taxonomy places the organism in Eukaryota, Metazoa, Chordata, Actinopteri, Cypriniformes, Cyprinidae. The transcript is spliced from 13 exons.